AUGGCACUCACACACACUGAUUUAGAGCAGUUGAUCGAGCCAUGCGUCACUGUGCCCCAUAUUGAACGGGAAAUAAAGCAGCCCCGGGGGAAAUCUCCGUCCAGCCAGUCGAAACGUUGGACCCUACGCUACCAUGUAUCAAGCAACGGGUCCGCACUUCUUCGCAGUGCUGGUGACUAG
Messenger RNA from Penicillium vulpinum, 180 nucleotides. RefSeq lists its product as uncharacterized. Bases 1 to 180 code for a protein of 59 amino acids. The record is from RefSeq and is a predicted model, not a curated record. Lineage: Eukaryota; Fungi; Ascomycota; Eurotiomycetes; Eurotiales; Aspergillaceae. The transcript has a single exon.